Messenger RNA from Pungitius pungitius (ninespine stickleback), 2848 nucleotides. Its product is annotated as WAP, Kazal, immunoglobulin, Kunitz and NTR domain-containing protein 2-like. Gene Ontology annotation, cellular component: extracellular region. The coding region runs from base 372 to 2108 and encodes 578 amino acids. Gene Ontology annotation, biological process: transforming growth factor beta receptor signaling pathway. Gene Ontology annotation, molecular function: serine-type endopeptidase inhibitor activity; transforming growth factor beta binding; receptor antagonist activity. Lineage: Eukaryota; Metazoa; Chordata; Actinopteri; Perciformes; Gasterosteidae. The record is from RefSeq and is a predicted model, not a curated record. The transcript is spliced from 3 exons.
CUCCCCCUCUCUUUAAUUAAGUUGAUCAUAACUGUAACUCAGCUGGGAUCCGCUUCCGACGUGACACGUUACUGUAAUUCAUGUAGUUAGAUCCUCGGUGGGUUUGCGCACCGCAGCACUGCUCUCGCGCUGCUGUUAAGCGCCGCGCGGCUCCAACCCGGAGAGCUCUCCACGUCGAGCCCGGUGGCGCACGCUCCCCGCACGCAGCGUCGGAUCCCGGCGGUUAGAUACGAACAACGCGACCCUUUGACGGGGACUUUACACACAGGUGGGCGGGUUGUUCUCCGCUACUUUUCAAGUCGUGUUGAAGAAAGUUUUUUUUGUUGUUUGUUUUUUUGUGUGUUAACCGUCCGCUGUGUUACGCGUCGGGCAUGUGGUGGAUGCUGUUUCCCCGAUGGAUUUGGUUUCUCCUGGGACCCUCUUAUACUAUUCUCAUUUACUCGGGGGGCAGCCGCGUGAGAGCGAUGCCGAUGCCCAUGUCCGUGGCCAAAGUGGUGUACUCUCACGCGGGGCUGUGCCCGAAUGACCUGAACCCCAACCUGUGGGUGGAUGCUAUGAGCACCUGCAUGCGCGAGUGUGAAUCCGACCAGGACUGUGAGACAUUUGAGAAGUGCUGCCGUAACGUGUGUGGUAACAAGAGCUGCGUGGCAUCACGCUACAUAGACGUCAAGGGCAACAAGGGCCCGAUAGGAAUGCCGCAGGGCGCCACCUGCGACAAGUUCAUGUGCUCUCAGCAAGGGUCCGAGUGCGACAUCUGGGACGGCCAGCCCGUUUGUAAGUGUCGGGACCGCUGCGAGAGAGAACCCCACUUCACGUGUGCGUCAGACGGCAUGACAUACUAUAACAAGUGCUACAUGGAUGCAGAGGCCUGUUCCAAGGGUAUCUCUAUCUCUGAGGUCACCUGCAGGUACCAUCUGACCUGGCCAAACACCAGUCCCGUCCCAGCAGAGACCACCUUACGCCCCACCACCGCCCUCCAGACCACCCUCCCCGCUGACAUCCAGCUGCCCGCCAUUCACAGCGGCCUCACCCAACAGGCAGUCUUCGUGGGCGAGACGGCCAGCUUCCUGUGCGACGUGUCUGGAAAGCCGCGCCCGCAGGUCACAUGGGAGAAACAACUGAAGGGCAAGGAGAACACCGUCAUGAGGCCUAAUCACGUCGAAGGGAACGUCGUGGUCACCAACGUGGGCCAGCUCGUCAUAUACAACGCGCAACUUCAGGACGCCGGCAUUUACACCUGCACGGCCAAAAAUGUCGGGGGGAGCGCGGCGUCCCACUUUCCCCUGGUGGUGAUCGGGAGGGAGGCGAAAGGUAAGAGCGCGGAGGGAAACGACACCAACCUGCCGUUUCCAGCCGAAGAGUGUCUGAAGAGUCCGGACACGGACGACUGCGGGGAGGAGAGCAUGACCUGGUACUACGAACCAAAGAGGAACAAUUGCUUCACCUUCACCUACAGUCAGUGCAACAAGAACCGCAACCACUUCGACGCGUACGAAACCUGCAUGCUGUCGUGCGGCGGAGAGCUGGCGGCGCCGUGCAGCCUCCCGAGUCUUCAGGGGCCCUGCAAGGCCUACGAGCCUCGCUGGGCUUACAGCAACAGCCUGAAAAAGUGCCAGUCCUUCGUGUACGGAGGCUGCGGUGGCAACGAGAACCGCUUCGAGUCCCGGGAGGCCUGCGAAGAGAUGUGCCCGUAUCCCAAGAACCGCAAGUGCAAGGCGUGCAAACCCCGGGCCAAGAUGGUCAGCAGCUAUUGCAGGAGCGACUUUGUGAUCCUGGGCCGCGUGACCGAGCUGACGGAGGAGCAGGAGUCGGGCCACGCGCUGGUGACGGUGGAGGAGAUCCUGAGGGACGAGAAGAUGGGCCUGAGGUUCUUUGGCAAAGAGCCUUUGGAGGUGACUCUCCUGAACAUGGACUGGAACUGCCCCUGCCCCAACAUCACCACCACCGACGGGCAGCUCAUCAUCAUGGGGGAUGUCCAGAACGGGAUGGCCGUCCUGCAGCCAGACAGCUUCGUGGGACCCUCCAGCGUUCGUCGAAUAAGGAAGCUCCGGGAGGUCAUCCACAAGAAGACCUGUGAUUUACUGAGAGAUUUCUCUGCCGUUCAGUAGAGUCUGUUCAGGUUUCACACUCGCUGGAAGCCGUGUUGUGUUUUCUGAUUAUUUUAAGCUCCAGUGAACUCAACAUCUGUAACGUUGGAAAUGUCGUUGCCUGUUUGAGAUGUUUAUUUUUCUUUUCUUUUGUGUCUUAUUGCUCUGUAGAUCUCAGAGAGUCACUAAUCGUAGCUUCACCGUGUCACUGAUUCUUUAUUGGCAGCUCUUUCCAUUCAGGAUUUCCUUACGGAUCCUCAAAGCGUUCUAAAAUGUUAUGAAGCUUUGUCAGUUUUUUGGCGCUCUGUCUGAAAAAGGCAGUAGUCACAAGUAUAUACCCUCUAACAAUCCUCUUGAAACCUUUUACUAAAACAGCAUUUUAUAUUUUCUCUCAAAUCUUCUUUACACUAAUACUAUUAAUUUAAGGGUAUUUUUUAAUAUUUCUGGUACGUCUGCCUUAUGUUUUUUCGUGGGUCGUCCCAACACUUUGUAACAUCUGUCAGGAACACGUGAGCCGACGAUAAUGCACGGCGAAGCAUCAGUUUAUUUACCAGAAUCAAAUAAGCUCUUUGGUUCCAUAUUUUGUGGAAUCUAUUUUGACUUCCGUCACAAUACAUGAGUAUGUAUGUGGACUUCUGUACCAUGUAUUUAUAUUUCUUGAUUUAUUUUUCAUAUGUAUAUAUAUCUAUAGAUAUAUAGACUUAUUUUGUUUAAUGAUAUCUAUGAUAUAUUAGUGUCCAUUACAACGUGCAUGGAAUAUG